AUGUGGCUUCCCUUGUUCAAGAGCUUCAAUGCCUGCCGCCUUUCCUCACGUCGGGAUCCUCUUGAAGACAAUAAAGUGGAUAACCACAGCAACCUAAACUUUGGUUAUUAUGAAGAUAGUCCGAACCGCGUGGCUGGUGAAAUGAAAAGAUUUCACACCUUAAACGAUUUUGAAGAAUGUCUAAAAAAUAUGAGUGACCAGCCAGUUUUAGAAAAUGAAUGUGAUACAUGUUGUGGUGACCAACUUGAUAGUGUAAUCGAUGAUUUCACGAAUAAUGGGGCCCAUUCUGCCGUUGGUAAAGAGUGUGAUGAUUACUUUGUGCCUCCAAAAAAACAGAAAUUUUCAGCUUGUUCGGUCCGGAGGUUUGUCCUUUUGGGUGAGUUUGACAUCAACAAAACGCCUAUGGGCUAUACUGAUGUUAGUUUAGAUUUACCCCAGCAACUAAACGUCUUAUGUUGA
Messenger RNA from Helobdella robusta, 459 nucleotides. RefSeq lists its product as hypothetical. Bases 1 to 459 code for a protein of 152 amino acids. The record is from RefSeq and is a predicted model, not a curated record. NCBI's taxonomy places the organism in Eukaryota, Metazoa, Annelida, Clitellata, Rhynchobdellida, Glossiphoniidae. The transcript is spliced from 3 exons.